Molecule: messenger RNA, 342 nt
Organism: Pleurotus ostreatus (oyster mushroom)
Lineage: Eukaryota; Fungi; Basidiomycota; Agaricomycetes; Agaricales; Pleurotaceae
Exons: 2
Coding region: 1-342 (113 amino acids)
Source: RefSeq, a predicted model, not a curated record
AUGGUACAGCAACUACCCAGCUCAUUAUCCACUAUGCCAUUCGCUGAAUCUAGUCGUGAUUGGUACCUCGAAGGAAACGUCCUGCACGCGACGUGCCAGGAUAGCGAGGGCGAUUGGGUCGAAUCUUCUUUGGACUUGGACGAUGUUCUCGGCAACAACGAUGGCGAAUUCGAAGCUGGUGCAGAGGGAUUCUCGGCAUCGGCCACUGACGUGCGAAUAGACGUCGACGCUGGUUAUACCAUCCUCCGAGCAUCUCUUCAGCGUGCCGAUGGGGAGUGGAAUGAUGCUACCAUAGACCUCAACUCCUUCAUUGAGAACAAUAAUGGCCAGCUUUCUACCUGA